This is a messenger RNA of Dictyostelium purpureum, 294 nucleotides long. RefSeq lists its product as uncharacterized. The record is from RefSeq and is a predicted model, not a curated record. The transcript is spliced from 2 exons. The coding region runs from base 1 to 294 and encodes 97 amino acids. NCBI's taxonomy places the organism in Eukaryota, Evosea, Eumycetozoa, Dictyosteliales, Dictyosteliaceae.
AUGAGUAAAAUUGCAAAAAAAUUGGGUGUCCACAAAACAAAAGUGGCAAAAACAAUUCAAAGAUAUGAACAAACAGGUUCAAUCAAUGACCAUCAACGUUUUAGAAGAGAAAAAAAGAUUCAUGAAAGAGAUGAACUUUUAUUAUGUUUCAAAUUUUUGAAUGGUGAGCUGAAGAAUGUAAAAUUAACAGUGGUUUGGUAUUAUUCAACAACUGGCCACACCAGAUUAGACUGGUUAGUUAGAAACGUAGGCUCAUGGGGAACAUUCAAAAAAUUAGGUAAAUUCAUUUGUUAA